GGAAGUUGUUUCAGCUGCCAUGUUUGGUUGCUUUGUUGUAGGCUUCUACUUGGUUUCCUACAGAAUUACUAAGUGUGGAAAUGGAGCCGAGCUGGAGUACGUUUCUUUUUCAAGUAAGUUGACUCUUGGGGAGGGAAACCGGGAGAGCACGUGAAACAACCGUAAAAACGUAGAGACUGGAUGUUUAAGCGGCAAAAACAUAUUUUAAACGAGUAAUGCCAAGAUCUAGUAACCAAGCAAAACAAUGGUAUAUGAAUCCAGGCUUCCAGCUGUGAAGCUUGGGAAUGACGCUAGAACAAAAAAUAAUUUCUCACCAGCGUAUGUUUGAAAGAUUUGGCUUGUUUUCUCAUUGUACAAUUACUUAGACAAUGUGUGUUGGAUAACUCGACAGCCCUGGCGAUAUUUCAAGUUUGUUUGCCAAGUCGAUCCAGCAAAACAUGCGGGAUCAUUUUUGAAGUGAGGCUGGAGACGCCACCGCACCGUUACAACAGAGACAGACCUGUUUUUCACUGUGAUUGAGGGGCUUUGAUCGGACGCCAUGAGAUAAUGAGAGGGAAUUUCAUUGUAACGCGUGUAAUCCCGCCGGUUAUUUCUCAUUUGAAGUGCAUAAUGUUUGUGAGUUUGGAUAAGUAUCUACUUAUCUUAUCAACUGCUGAGAUUUACUAACGGCCACUCGCAAGUCCGCGGUGAACUUUCCGCUCGCCUCAGCCGGUGUUAUGACGAGUUGUGUUGCUUCGUCAAAACGCUGCCAUGGAGAGAAUCGACAGAAGGGGCUAUUAAUUGAUGUCAUUAUUGCUUAUUUAUGUACACACAGAGAGUGGCGUACUGUAAGAAUAAGAUGUUGGUGCUGUUAAUCUAUCACAAAACGUAUAAAGAUUUCAAGUGAAGCUUUUCUCAGUAGAUUUGCAUCCUCUUUCUAAUAUUGACUAAAUAAGUAGUGCUCUCCGUUUCCCGGGGUAUUGGGGGACAUGUUUUGACGGCGUAUUUCAGUAACCCUAUCUCAAUCCCAAGACAAGCGUUUCGCUGUGUUAGUAUGCUUCAUACUCCCAGCGGUGACAAGCGCCCAGAAUUGUGGUUUAGCGCAGGCGCAGUACUCUAAGCAGCACAUCUCCAUAGGAAGCACUUUCCGAUAGAACACCGGUUCGACAGUAACUAGCCAAGUUAGCUAACGAUGUUUAUUAAACUCGCUGGCUAACUCAGCUUAAUUUGGGCGAGGCUGUCGUAAUAAGCUUGCAAAGACAACGUUAUAUGAAUCCGUUACCGUGACUAUAACAUUACAGCUCUUUGUUUAUUAAGUAGCUAUUUAUUCUGGAGGACCGCGGCAGGAAAGGAAUUCAAACUAUGCGCACAGCAACAUCAGCUAACACUAGCAACCAAGAAGCAUAUUUGAAAUUAGCAACGACAUUACGCAAUGUGUAAAUCCAUUUUCAGCCAGAAAGAGUGAGUGCUGCAGUCAGGAGUGAUAUCUGACACGGUUUAGUGGCUUUUCACUGUGUUCUAAGAUGGAAGGCUAUUGUUCAGCGAAAUGAAUGAAAUGUUUAAUUCCCCUGGUCUUACUUGGCUUCAAAGACUAAGCCCCGUACAUGAAAAAUGUAGUUCUUUGGGGGGUGAGGUUAAGCUCAAAAUACUCAUUGUGUUGCCGCUUCACGUAUUGUAUUCUUUCACAGUUCUCAUUUUGUGUUUUUAAACCCCUCAAGAACUGUAAUAGUAUUCAACAAUUUAGCUUUUUCCUGGUGUUUUUUUUCUCAAGUUGUAACAGACAUCUAUCCUGCAUAAUAUCCAUAAAGUUAAACCCCAGUACGUGUGAGUGGGUGUACUAGACUCCUCAUGGGAAGAACUUCCUCAAUGAACUAGGCAACUGUACACUUCCAUUCACAAAAUACUUUUUAUAGAAUCUGCUUAAUUUAUUUAAAUAUACCAGAUGUCUUCUUAUAAUAGCCAUAUCUUGUUUUAACAGUCUAAAGUGUGCUGUAUAUAAGUGAAAAACAGCACAGAGUAGCAGCAAUGUAGGAAAGAAAAGAUGUACUUGCUGUGUUUGUUUAACGUUGUUGAGAGUAGAGGAGGAAUAAAUUACAACUAUAAUGGUUGCACAGUUUGGUUUAUUCCUCUCUGUAAAGCUGGCAAAGUUGUGUUUUUGAUAGUCCUUGCCUAUCUGUCUUCAAUGAAACAUGUUUACUGGGUAUCAUUUUGCACCUACUACACAGAUGAACUCACUGAAUACAUCAUAGCAGUGAGGAGGCAGAGAUGAAAAGUCUUGUGUUCAAUUCUUGUUUGGCUGCUGGAGUUGUUAUCAUAGCAGAAGACAAUAGAAAGAGGGAAAAACAGGCAGGGGAGCUUGAAUCUCCAGAAAAGGGUUGCAAGAAUUGAAUAUUUCUUAUUGAAGACAGUGGGUAAAGAUCUGAUUCCAACAUUACUUUUCCAAAGUUGUAAACAGGUGAGCAAGAGCUUCAGAGAGUAAGAAUAUUGCACUGUGAGAUGCUUUUAUCAUAUUGCUUUUAAUCACACGCACACUAACACAGCCUUUAAUAUUCAUCACCUGUUGUUGGGUAUUAGUGAUAUUUUGCUCUGCUGUCAGGCACUGAUUACUUACAUCUUUGAGCUAUUUCUUCCUGAGGCAGAUGGACAGUGUGGCGUGUUGUUGAGUGUCUGGCAUCCCGCCAGAAGCCUUGCAUGUAUUAUGUACCUCGCACUCUUACUGUGUUGAUCUCAUGUAAAUCUGUGUGCAGUGCAGUUGGCAUUCCAUUCACCCACCAGCCUCAGACUAAGUCUCUGUAGUGUCUUUAAUGCUCGAAAAUAUGUCCUUUCUUCUUUAUAAAUGCUGUUUUACUAAACUAAAUUGAAAAAUGAUGAUUAACAUAUUUUUGAUUUGAUACUCUGUCAGGCGUUUUAAAUCCAUAUUGUUGUGUAAAUUAGCUUGAAAAUCAUCAUAAGUGCAGCUGUAUCUUGAAUUUUAUAAUAAUAGAGAAAUGUUUUAGGAGAAAAAGUAAUAAUCUGCUUGGUUAGAGUAAAGAUUUCCAGCUUAUGUGUUUUUAGAGUUCUUUGCCACUGGAUGCUAGGCUAUUCACCAGUUAUAUGAGGAGUUGACCCACCAUAUGGACAAGAGUCCAAUUUGUUUGCCGCCUCAAUGUUAGCAGAAGACAGACAACGUAAUUUAUUGUUUUACGCAGCUGAUUCUGACUGGUUCAAGGAAGACCAGCACAGCACAUCAAAGACAGGGCACUCAGUUAUUUCUACUCCAUGAAUCCAGAGUUGUUUAAUCAUGUUGUUUGUGCACCCUCCACCUUUAGCGGACAGGGCACCGAAUCUUGGAAUUGAAAUAAAAAAAAUUUAACAGUUACAGGAGAUUCGGAAUGUAACUGAUUUCCAGUUGUAGUGGAACGUCAGAAUUUCUGAGUUCUUAGCAGGAAAUUCAUCUGGAAUGGCCCCUUGAAGUCAGAUUUCCGACUCGGAAAGUCAGCCGAUCCUCACCGACCCCGACUUGACCACGAUGUCAUAAUCCAAGAUAGCAGCUCUGUGCAUCAAUAGUAAACAGCAAUAGUGAAAGCUCUCGUAAUGUAUUAUUUACUAGCACUUCUGUUAUGUCUUUGUAAAAUUAAGUAGGUGGUGUAGUGCUGCCCAACGUCUAACUGUGGACAUGGUGCUAUGGUGUUUUUAUGUGUAAAAUACUGUGUUAUGUGUUGUUGUCAACUAGUAUUGUCAACAAAAGCUAACCAUGAUUAAAAACCAUAGACAUAAUACUAAAAACAACUAACAAUGUCUCAACGUUACAGCAUUGGGUGUCCAUCUUGGUAUCCAAGGUAAAAUCCAAGGUAACUGGAACGCAGUGACCAACAUAACCCAACAUUUGUACCCUAAUUUGUUCAGGCCUUACUCCAGGAAAUAUAUUGAGGUCUCCAAAUAAAUAUGUGAUGUUUUUUUACCAUAAUGUCAUGGAUUCAGUGUAAAAUCUAAAAACUGUUUUAAUAUUUGACAGUUGACCAAUUGAUUUUACUCAAUUUGCUCCCUAAGUAUACUCUAAAAAGGCCUUGUGCCAGGAUUCAAGUCUUUUUUGCAGGACUCAGAAGCCCUCUCUCCCUAUUUUGAAGGCUUAAAAAAACAUAUGAGGGACAGUUAAGAAUAGUUUCCUGGUCUGAAAGAGACAUUUAAAUAACAAAAUGUCUUUUCUAGUUUGGUAUUUUGAGUGUUACUGGUGAAUCAGUUUUGUAAACUACGUCUCUAAAAGAGUCCCGGUGAGUCAGCAUGUACAAUAGGGCCCUUAAACGGGCUCACCUAAAUGGAAUGCAGCUUUUUUUUUUUAUGUCACUAAUUACAUCCGUGCAUUUCCUGUCAUGACAAGCAAAAUCUUGUGCUUUGAAGAGGGCCUUCUAUUUUCAGGGCUGUAGUCAUUAUACUGUUUAAACAAACAAAAGCUGAUGACGUUGGACUUUGAGGGAAUAUCACAACGCAGUACAGAUUCACAUUUUAACACCACUUUGCACAUGUUUACUUGUCACAAUGUGCAUUUUAUACUUAAGGGGCUGUUCUGGCAAAAAAAAAAGAGCCCUUGAAAUAUUUGUGUAGAGAUUUCAAGUUAGUAUAUGUGAUAAGUUUUUGUGUUUGUAUGUUUUUCCAAGUCACUGCAGUGAGGUUAAAAAUACUAGUUCCUUGUAUUCCAUGGAAAUAUUCACCGUUUGUGUUCAUGCUCAUGAAGCGAGUUAAGAAAUUUGACUUGUUUACUGAGAUGUUGCACCAAUAAGAUGCUGCAAAGUUGCUUUAAAACAUUAUUUAUCAACUUGCAAAAUUCUAGUGCAACAUAAGUGCUGACAGCUUCCCGUGUGACGCUCAGCUACAUUUGCCAGUCAGCACUGAACUAAUGAAAACCAUGGAGUCAUCUGAGGGGGUUUUAGAUACUCAUACGCAUCUCUUUUUAACAGUUGACUGUGUGUUCCAUAUUAGAGUAAUCAUGUCAGUGCACAUGGGAAUAUAAAUAUCAAUUUGAGAUAUUUUUUGACAGACCCAAAUCUGUUGAUAAUAUCUGCAGGCUAUUUUGUGGGUAGCUGUUUUUCACCAUAACCGUGGUGCCAAAAAAUUAUUAUUUUUUUUCUUAUGAGAGAUCUGUUGUAUAUCAUUUGAUGGUGUAGUGCAACAUGUUGCCUCCUCCUCUAUGUCCUGUUUGUUUUUCUCAGUGCAGAACGUUGUCUUACAAUCAUAUUUGCGUGCCAAAUGCUAAGUGUUUGCAGUUCAUUUCGAUCAAAAAAGCCCCCCAGAAAAAAAAAAGAUUUUAAACAGCAGGAAAACCCUACUGCUUGGACAUGAUUUUUGUUGCUUGCGAAGUUGUUUUGUAUGAAUUUUACUGCUACUGGGUGCCAACACUCUAGGAGGUUUGGGCUCAUUUUAUUUAAACAGGAAACACUGUAAAAAAAUGCUCAUACCACCGAUAUGCAUGUUGUAGUCCAUGCCAAGGUGAAAAAGUUAAUAGAUCAAAACAUCCAUCUGAAGAUGUUACUCACGAACCUUGGCAAAAUAACAAGAAAACUUGCCACCUACGCUAUUAACAAGCACAGCAUUGAUUUCCUGCAGGUUUGUAUGCUUUACAGUUUAUUGAAAAAUCCAGAAAGAUGACAAACAUCACUGAAGUGAUGUUUUGAAAGAGCUUGGUUUAGUUUGCUAAGGCCUAGUGUCGCAGCCAGAAACUUCAGAACUUGUAAACAAGAGAGGAAAAAAACUCAAACUUCUGGGCACGUAUCUGAAAACACAUAAUUUUUUAAAAGUUCUGUUCCUGUUCAGUAUGAUCGUUAUUCAUUCCUCUUGCUUUGUGUGAUCAAUUAGAGGUUCUUGUACAUUUUGUAAAUAGUGGAUUUUGGCAAGCAGCUGUAGAGUGUGACACAAAAGACUUCAGUAAAGACAGUGUCUAAUCUGACUCAGACCAUGAGCACAAUUCGAGUCUACAGUGGCCCGUGGAGCCAUCGGGACACUCCCUCCAUUUUGAUGUUAUUUAUGAGGGAGCAGCCCCAGUUGUCAGAGCGCAUUUGUGUCAAAAUGGUCAGAGCUGCAUGAAGGCACAGCAGCUUACAGGCUCUGCACCUCUGUAGACGCAGGCCGUCUGCAGCAGCUCUGUCUGCUGUUCACAGGCUUCACAAAGAGGGUACCCGGCUCAUACCCCCCACCCCCCAACCAACCCAAACAUAAAGCCCUCCUUCCAAAACCCUUGUUGUGCCAGCAGACUGGCAUGAUGAUGACUAAUCCUGGAAGGUGGCAAGUGUGAGCAGGUGCUUAGACAAAUGGAUGGGUGGGCUUGGUGGCAUUUUCUACCGAGUUCCCAGGUCCCAUUGCAUACGAGGGAAUGACGUUGAGUUUGGUUGAGCAGUGUGUGGAUAAACAAUGUCCCUGUCUCAUGAAUAGAUGAGCCAAAUCAAUGAAGAUGAGCAUACAAAGCUCCCCUGCUGAGGCAUCACUGCUCAGAUUUGUGUCUCUCACAAUGGGCUAGAUGACAUAAGGAGGACAUUGUGUGGUUCAUUUUUCUUCUCUAUCCGCUGCCUCCUCUUUUGCAACUCCUUUCUGGGCCGGCCUUGUGCGAUGGAUGAUUGAACCUCAAAGGGAAAGGUCAAGCAUUUCACCUUGCCCUUUCUUGCUUGUGGUUGACAACAUGGUUGUCUUGGUUGUGUCCGUUCGCCAAAAACAACAGUGUUAGCUACGAUACAAAACAUUUCAUAUUGAAGAAAAGUGAUAUCAGAGCAUUAACUAUUAUCUUACAAGUAUGUAUUUUUUGUGGCUGUUGCCUACCUGAAAGCUGUUUGAUAUCUUCCAAGUAAUAAAAGAGGAAGAAAACAUUAAUGAUAGGACAGGUGUAGUUCUGAGAGAUUUGGACCAAAAGAAAACUGCAGAGACUUUAUCAGCCAUCAACAAGUCCUGUAUUUCGGAAAAAUAUGAGUUAAGGUCCUUUCACAGUGGUACCGUUUUUAUUGUGCGAUUAUUUCGGACGACAGUAUUUUUUUCCGAACUCGUAUCCUGUCAAUACAAGCGUUCACAUCAGCGACAUUUUCCCGUCCUGCGAUAUUGCGGCAUUUAUUUUUUCUGAUCACGGUCGAUUUUUCUAAAGUUUUGCAUACUGCGUGUCCACUUCUGACCAAUCAGAUUGCGUGUUGUUGGAAAAUCUGAUUCAUCGGUAUAUCCAACAUGGCCAGCAUCGUUUAUGUGUCGGAGAACAGAGUGCUUUUUGAUAAUAAACACAAACAUUACAAAGAUAACGACUUGAAGGAUAGUUUGUGUGCUUCAACAGUUUGCUAAAUGUCUUUUUUUUAACUUUCAUCUGUGCUAAGUAACUUGAGCUCGUAUGCUAACCUGUUCAGAUACAACGUACCAUAUGAAUUUUUACUGUCUCAAACUCAAUCGCGUUGCUGUCACAGCACCAUUAGGUCUCGGUUGUUACCUUAUGUUUAUGGAUUAUAAACAUAAGGUUUAUUUGCGUUGGUGUCGGUGUGUAAGGACCUUGUAAAGUGAGAUCAAGCACAAACUAGCUUACCUUAGACUACAACCAUGCACAGAGAGGAAGACACCCAGGGGAAGGUGGUGGGGGCGCGGUGUGAUUAAUCUGUCAGUACUAAAUACAAGUUAGUUGUACUAAUCUAACCUGCUACUACUUAUCUUAUGUUGUGAUUGAGGGUGGUAUAUGUUUUAACUAAGGUAAAAAGCAGGUCCACAUUUAUUUAUCUUCGUUGAGGAAGGCUGAGAUGGGUGCUGUUACACUGUUUCACACAUAACCCUCAACAACACGACCCUCAAGAGUCCGAAAUAAAUCCAGAAAGCAGGUUUUCACCUCUAAAUGUGCAACAAGUCAUCUGAGCUAAUAGCUGGCUUGAGCCUCAACUGACUGCAUGAGAAAGUUGUGAAAGCUGGUUAUUAUACCUUGGCCCCCAUCCAGUCCCUGAUAUGUACACAUGCUCAGUGGGAAAACUGAGCUUGUUUACUCGUGAGAUAAUUGUCUUAUUUAUGUUUAAGGUUCAGACGUUUUUUUUUUAUUUUUAUUUUUUUGCAAACGCUUAUAUUGUGAUGUUAAUUUUACAGCUUUAUUUUGUUUUGCAUAAAUAUGGCAAAAAGUCAUGUCUGCAACAGCUGCAUAGUAGCCUAUCAUUUGAACACUUUCUGCUUUUUUUUAUGCACCAACCCUAAUAAGAAACAUGUCCAAACAAAUUGCGCAUUUUCAUUCUCCUCUAAAACCUCUGCCGGGUUUAUUCCAGUAGUUUGGUGAUGAGAAAAAUUGUGGAGUUUCGGGUCAUGACUGUGGCAAGAGUUGUGAAUUUUGUGUGACCUCCUCCUCACUGGGAAGGUUCGUCAAAGUUUACCUCCAGAGGGAAAUCCAAUCUAGACACAAGUUGUUGCUACUGCUAAUUGCACUCGGCCACUUCACCCCCAUUUGUGUUGUGGCAGCAGUGGGCAUUUGUGUGCAACCACAAAACCCCGAUAACACAAUGUGGGAGGCCUUGUUGUUUGUCUGGUUUACUGACCUGUAUUUUUCUAUUGUGUGUGAGUGUGUGUAGUGUGUGAGUGUGUGUACAUGAAUUCCUUUACUUCUCUAUGUCUUCUAACUGAGCACUGCAGUUGAGCCAACGGCCUGCUGUUUGGAGCAGACUCUGUUUGUGCCUCUAAUUUGGUGUGCUUGCUUUGCAGUAACAUGAUGAAUCAGCACAGUCAUGAUGGGAUCAUUUUUCAUGCAGUACAUUUUGCAUUAGUGGCAUGCUGCGUCAACCCGUUUAUGACAGAUCCAGGGCCCAUUUAGUAACUCAUAAAAUCUCAGUAACUCUUGGUGUUUUUGUAGACUUGCAAUUUAUAUGCAGACGUUGUAAGGUAAACAUGCAGUGGGUUUAUUUUAGAGACUACAACCCCCUAACACGGAGGCGCCUUUUAAAUGAUAAGUAUACGUUCACGUUUUUGUAUUUGAGCUGCGUCAGUGCUUGAAACUCUGGAACUCGUCAAAAUAUUUAUCUGUGUUGGUGUGUUUUUGUUUCACCAGCAGGCCAAUGAAGCUCUCCACCACCAGCACCAGGUGGCCCAGAACAGCCUGCUUCCACUUCUCAACGCCGGAAAUGAACAAGUUGACCAGAAGCCCAUCCUACCCAUCCAAAUAGACCAGAAGCCCCCUUCCAGUGCCGCCGAUCUCCUCAAGGACAAUGUGGCUAGUGGAGGAGGUGCACGGCUACCAGUGCCUGUCAUAAAGAAGGAACACAAAGGAAAGACACCUUUCGUUUGCGGCUACUGCAACAAGGCCUUCCGUGAUAGUUACCACCUGCGGCGCCAUGAGUCCAGCCACACGGGUAUCAAAAUGGUGUCACGGCCAAAGAAAACGGCCCAGACGGCCCCCACCAUGGUACCCAUGAUCUCCACUAUGCCAAGGGAGAACAACGGCAACCCUUCCUACAUCUCCACAGUAGCGGGCAUCCUUUCCACAGCAACCACCUCAGUUUCUUCAAGUAUCAUGACAUCGUCGGCGAUGGGGAAUGUGCCGCAGCAAAAUGUGCCCAAAAAACCAGCCAAACCUGUUAAGAAAAACCAUGGCUGCGAAAUGUGCGGCAAGGCCUUCCGCGACGUCUACCACCUGAACCGCCACAAGCUGUCCCACUCGGACGAGAAGCCGUUCGAGUGCCCCAUCUGCCAACAACGCUUUAAAAGAAAGGACAGGAUGACCUACCACGUCCGCUCUCAUGACGGAGGAGUCCACAAGCCCUAUGUUUGCUCAGUGUGUGGGAAAGGCUUCUCCAGGUAAACCAUGUUCAUAGUGCUGCCUAGUGUUGUUGUCCUAAAACAUUGAGACUAUUUAUAGCAAUCCUCAAGAUGUGUUAUCUGCUGCAUGUGGUAACUAGUUUAUUCCCAAUUCAAGAGUGAAAAUAAGCACACUCCAGCUGGGAAUAAAGCUUUCCCUCAUUAUCUUUUGCCUCUUUUCUGUGCGCUGUCAGGAACACUGGUCAAAGGGAGUCAAACCCUGCAUUGGACGGCUGCGAAGCACUAGCAAUAGAUUUCAUGGGGGGAUAACAUUACCCGUUUCGAAUGUCUUUGUAUGUUCCCCAUAUAGCUCUGAAGGUGACAGAAUAAGUUGUUGUGUGCUCUCCUUAGAGCAAUAGUAUUAAGGUUUCCAAACUUCUUCUCAUUAUGGUUUGAGGCUUUCCAUGAAAAUGUUUUAUUGGAUUGUUUUCUAAGCAUUUCAUGCCUCCAAUACAGAACAUGAAGCAGGUUACAGACAAGUAGCAUGACACCAGUUUGGUAUCAUACCAAUGCCAUAGGUUUGUCUGGCAUGUAGUUGGGUGUUUCUGUGUGGGCCCAUGAAUCCCUCCAAAUGAAAGUCUGCAGUAAAUCAGGAAAGGCUUGCAACUCUUCCGCAUGUAUACGCAAGAGAAGUUUAGAAGGAGCAGCAGGAAAGUUGCACGAAACUGAUGAGACAAUGGAGCAGAUGCAAAAAAAAAGACUCCUCAAGUUUAUUGUACUAGAAACAAGGCUUCUGUAAACAGGAAGCAUGCUUCUGAGAUGGUUGUUUUUUAUGGUCAGUGAAGUAAGACAAAGAUGCACUCUAGAGUCAGAGAAAAAAGGGUUUGCUUGUUUGUGUGGAAUUACAACAUCUAAAAGAAGAAUAUAACUGUUUAUAAUCACCAAACACACAUAACCAAAUACCCCUCAGUAAUUUAGGCUUGGCUAUUGCUGUGUGUUUGAUAAAAUAGAAAAAGUUAAUACUGUAUUUGAUGCCUAUCUCUAUAACUCAUUAUAAAUAUAUGUACAAUGCUUUAUAAUCACGUUACAGCACUGUAUAACUAUAGUUAUAAACACUCAUAAAUGAUCAUAAUGCUUUGUAGCAAUAAUCAUAACACAUUAUAAAGCAUUUUAUCAUGACUUACAACGUCAGGCAUUAUACUGUUGUUAACAGUACACAAUGCAACUGUUGUUAACAGUUUUAACACAUUAUAAUACCUGACCUUAUAAGUCAUGAUAAAAUGCUUUAUAAUGUGUUAAGAUUAUUGGUAUGAAGCAUUAUGAUCAUUUAUGAGUGUUUAUAACUAUAGUUAUACAGCGCUAUAACAUGAUUAUAACGCAUUAUAAACAUAUUUAUGAUGCGUUACAGAGGUGUCAAAUAAAGUGUUUCCAAAAAAUCAUAUUUAUUACAUUUCUGACAAAUCUGUUGACUAUUGAAUAACCAUAUUUAUAUUUUUGCAGUCAAUUUGAAUCUUUUUGUUAGUUAUUACAAAGAGAGGUUUAAUGUUGCUGCAGUCAUUAGUCACUACAUUUCUUCUGUUCAGCGCAACUAGCAUGUUGCUAAUAGAAUGACUUGCAUGUGAAUAAGGUGCAGUUCCACUCUGUGAUCGUACAUAGAGGAAUUACUAUAUUGACCUCUCCUGUUCAUCUAGCUCACCAGAAGCUGCGUUCUUACAUGUAUAGUGUAUGUGGCAGUUUAGAAGUGUACUCGUGUUGACCCCAUGCGCCAUUUCAACCACAUGUUUAAACAGUCGCACAUGGGAGAGCAUCAGUGGUCGAGGAGAACCAAGGGAGGGGGAGGCGUCACUUGUCACUUUGCGGUUCCCGCCAGCAUGUCACAGAUUCUCGUUCCCCUGGGAAUGCAGUGAACCGUGCUGUAAUGAUCAGGUCAACACACUGACUAUGAAGUAAACACAUAUUUUGUUCAAGAUGCUCUGGUUUUCAUCAAUACUCAGAUUUUAUUACACAAACUUUUAAAUGAGCCAGAAUCGAUGUCAAUUUUCAUGGAGUGAGCAGGGGUUGAAACAGCAUGAGAGGACUUGGGUGCUGCAACACAACUUCAACAAAAACAUCAGCUGUAUACCCAGGCCAAGCUGUAACAUUAGCUCUGUGCUGUGCAGGGCAGUUUUAGGCAUGCCUCCAACACUGUGACGUGGGGUAGGGAUUCAUCGGCAUACUGGAAAGUGAGAAUGGGGACUGAAUAACAGGGCACUGAGUCACUGCCACUCAGCCAAAUACGUAGACAGGCACUGUCUACAGUCUGCUCCUCUUGUUAGUGGGACAAAAAACAGAAAAGAAAAGGAAAGGGGGGAAAACUGAUUCCGGUUCACAGCACCAGUGAGGAGACUCCACUUGGCUCCUCUCGUUUCUACUUGAAAAAAAAAAAACUCAGCAGCAUGAAGCUUUCCGGUUUGGGAGCAGCUGCCAGGGCUGUAGCUCUUACUCACUCCAUUAUGACACUUCUAACAUGAUUCAGCUCACAGCUUCACUAGAACUAACAAGCUGACAGAGGAGGAGCAGUGCCAAGACGAUUUUGUGAAUGCUGGAGUUUCACUGUAAAGGUCAAGAGGCAAAGAACUGUUUUCUAGCCUCUGCUGAUAAGCAGGGAACUGUAACUUAGACAGUACAGGACGGGAAUGUGUUGCCAUCGGUGUUUGACAUUUGUGAUAUUGAGGUUCAAAUCAAGAUACACAAGGACCUUUUAAGCUCUUGAAAAACUAAGGGGAAUACUUUAUUAGUAAAAAAAAAUGAGGGCCAACAAGUUAAGGAAGUUUGCCAGUCAAUGACAGGGCCCUGUUUUGAAAAUCUGAUUGAUAUUUUGAUUGAUUGAUGCAAGACUUUCCGACAUGGGAUUUUUAUACUAUGUUUGUUGAAAAUAUAUUAUUUCCUUACUUAGAUAUUUAUUGGCUAGAAAUUUAUUUGGUAGCUAAUAAAGAACAAACAUGAUUAGAAGAGGUGGGAGAAAAACUCGAUCCAGCAUAGUACCGCAAUAUUUUAUCUGGUGAUAUAUCGUCUCAUAUAGCAAGUAUCGAUUUUUUCAAAUUAAUUGUUAAUAUGAAGUCAAAUCUAUGAAAAUGGAAAAAUAAAAUCAACUGUUUGCCCAGUGAGGUUGGCAGAGGUGAAUAUAACACCACCUGGGGAAAGACAUUAGAAAUGCAAGCAGGGCACAAAUGAGAUGGACCUGACACAUAAGGUUUGCAAGAUGUGUUACAUGAAAUAAAUUACUGUGUAAAUAAGACAAACAAAGAAAAACUAAAUGCUUAAUUAGUUUUGAAUGGCAAUAUAUUGUAUCACAAAACUUGCUGUGUAGCAAAAUGUUAAAAAUCGCAAUAAUAUUGUAUCGUGGCCCAAGUAUUGUGAUAAUAUCUUAUUGUGGCCAAAGUAUCAUGAUAAUAUCAUAUUGUGGCCCAAGUAUUGCAAUAAUAUUGUAUCGUGGCCCAAGUAUCAUGAUAAUAGCGUAUUCUGGCCCAAGUAUCAUGAUAAUAUCAUAACGUGGCCCAAGGAUCUUGAUAAUAUCGUAUCAUGGCCCAAGUAUUGUGAUAAUAUAUCGUGACCAAAGUAUCAUGAUAAUAUCUUAUCGUGGCCCAAGUAUCAUGAUAAUAUCAUAUCGUGGCCCAAAUAUCGUGAUAAUAUCGUAUCGUGGGGCCACUGGUGAUUCCUACCCCUAAUAUACAGACUAAUCAGUUGAUGUCAAUGCUAAAUGUCUCUGUAGGUUCUCAUUCAUCCAGGUCAUAGUUAACUGAUUCUUCCUCAAACAAGUUUAGUUGCCCUUUACAUGAAGAAUUGGAUCUCAAUGCUAAAUAGAUGGCAGAUGUGAACAAGAGCUAAUCACCAAACUUGAUUUUGUGAUGCAGACAUUAUCAUGCAAAGUUUAGCGAGAAAGCAUGGCAUAUAAGAAUUGUGCAGCAUCGUGGCAGUUGAACUGAUUUCUCACUCUCAUCUGUUUAAAAGUCUCUCAGUUGUUGGUCAGAGUGCGGUUAUUAACCCCUUCCCUGCGUUGACAAAGUAGAGUUUACUUUGUGGCCUACUUAUUCCUCUCCUAAUCCUCAGAGUGGGAUGCUGCUCAAAUUUAGUGGAAGGAAUUAAGCAAUUUCUUGGGAAUUUUCGGUUACAUUCCCAUCAUGCAAGUAAGGCUACAGCCAGAUAAACAGAGGUAUCAUAAUGAAAAGCAGUGCUUUCAUUAUUUCCGAAAGCUUUUGAAAUAUGUACAAGUUGACCUCAUCAAUGCGGUGUGUUUUUGAAACUAGGUCAUUCUUGCUCAUGCACGAUUGAUCCUGCAGAAUUAAUCGCCAUUGACUGAAUUUUGGAUUUUUGUCCUCAUUUGCUCAUUAUCGGAGCAGACAAGGCACAUCAAUAUGUUUCUGCACUUUUGCACUUGAAAUGUGAAGAAAAGGUUGUACAUAACGCUUGUAUUUAGCGCUUGAACGCUCUCAUGGAUUAUUGUAAGUUACAUGCUUGUAUAAGUUUUUCAUCAACUUGCAUUUUUGCGUUUCUGUGCAAGUGACCGUUAGAUGUUAAGUCGCGUCACUCUCCUUAACCGCUGCACAUAACUUAAGCUGAUACUGACAAGGACCUGCAUUGAUAAAUUACUAAAAAGGCACUACAUGUUGUCUUGUAAUCAAGUGUAUAAUUGUCUCUGGAAAAGCUGUAGUUGAUGAGUGUUGUUGAAGGUAAUCAUCAAUCUAAAUCUUGAUUUGUUCUUCUGUCAUGCAGAGUGACUCCUAAACUCACAGAGCUUCCUGCUUUACUGUUCUAAGUUUAGACGUGUGAUUGUUUCUUUUCUUAUUUUCUUAAUCUAGGCCAGACCACUUGAGCUGCCAUGUGAAGCAUGUGCAUUCUUCAGAGAGACCCUUUAAAUGUCAAGUAACGGUAAGACUUGUUGCUUUUUACAUUCAGAAAACUGUUAUUGUGAAGUGGUGGUAGUGGUUUUUUUUUUGUCGUUCUGCACUGAGCUUUGUCCCUUCUCCGUCGUGGGGUUGCAGGCCUGUACCUCUGCUUUCGCCACCAAAGACAGACUGCGCUCCCACAUGAUCCGACAUGAAGGCAAAGUCACCUGCAGCAUCUGUGGAAAAAUGCUCAGUGCGGCCUACAUCACCAGCCAUCUGAAGACUCACGGCCAGACCAACUUUAACUCCUGUAAUAAAGGUACAUUUUACUUGAAAAAAUACACACGUACAACAUGAAGGUGUUAAUAUUCCAACAUGACCUUAAUCAAGGAAGAGUCCUGGACAAGCUUCUCUUCAAAUACCGUGUUUUUGGGACUAUACGGCGCACUUAAAAUCCUUAAAUCUUCUCAAAAAUUGACAGUGCAUCUUAUAAUCCAGUGCGCUUUAUGUAUGAUUACUUGUUGUGACCGAUUUUAUGUGGUACAAUGCGCUCAAAAAUCUGUCGAAAUGUGUUAGUACGACUUUGAUAAGCAACGACAGUACGCUGUGUCUCUACCUGAUCGGCCUCGUAACACAGUCUACAACACUACCCGACUGUAAUGUGUAAACUAGAAGUGUGUUCAUGUAAGGCAGCCCGGGCGCCAAUUUUUUUUUUGCAGGACGGUAGGGGAAAGUCCCGCCUCCUUCGCCUCUGAUUGGCUAAAAAAGCUGGAAACGUCAUCACACACUCAGGCCAAACAUGGGCUGUUGGCUCUGUCCAUUGAACAGAACAUUACACAACAUUAUCACACUUCUGAAUCGGUGUUGUUUUUGUUGACAAAAAUUUUUCGUCAACGCCCCCUUUUUUUCCACGACAAAGACGUGACACUGACAAGCUAAACAUAAGUCUUAGAUGACUAAAAUGUGACGAGAUGAAUGUGCGUUUAUGUUGAUGAGACGAGACUAGACGAAAACGUUAGUGGUGGACGAUGGACAGAGUUGCAAAAUUCAUGAGCAUUUCGUCAGCUAAAACGCUAAACAUUUAUUCUGACAAUGACUUCGUCAACGAAAACAACACUGUUCUGAAUCUCCUAACCCUCAUCCUUAUCCUAACCCUAACCCUAGCCAAUCAGAGGCAAAGGAGGGCGGGUCCUUCCCCUACAAAACCAUCCUACAAAAAAAAAAAAAAAAUUUGCAGCCCAGGCCCGGAGUAGGCGCUAGCAACAAUAAACCAGUCAAUGCUUAAUGCGCCUUACAAUCCGGUGCGCCUUAUGUGUGAACAAAGACACGUUAAUUCACAGUGCGCCAUAUAAUCCGGUGUGCCUUAUCGCUCAAAAAAUACGGUAACAAUAUUUCCUGAACUGUUUUUGCAUUUUAACCUUUGCAGUUGACACAUUUGGCUGCCUCUUUAUUUAACACCGACAACCGACUCUUGUGUUGAUGCAAAACUCAAGCUAAAUCCUUUUUCUUUCUUGUCCAGAUGGCAACGAAGUCUGCAACUCUGCCUCAGCUACACCUGUGACCAUCUCUGCCCCCAUCACCACAGCAAUGAACCGGGGCAUCCAGAACAACCCUGUUACCAUAGCGGCACAAAUGAACAUUAGCACCAACACAGUCAACAUCACAUCUCCAGUGAGCCUCCAGCACCCAGUCACCAUCACCGGACCCGUCAACAUCGCAUCCGUCAACAUCCCUGCCACGGCACCGAUGAAUAUCGCCCACCCGGUCGCAAUAACCACCCCCAUGCCUAUGAAUAUGGCUGGCCCCAUCAACAUCGCCAUGAGGCCCGUGGAUAGCAUGUCCUUCCUGUCCCAAGUCUUGCCUUCUUCCCCACCCUGGUAAAAAAAAAAAAGGAGAGCAAGAAAGAGAGAGAGAAAGAGAGUGCUGUGAACUGGACAGAACGAAAGGGAAAAAUGAAGUAAAACUAGAGACUCCUGUCCUCAUCAAUUGCACCUCGAGCCCAGGUUCUUUCUUCCCCAGAACCACGUUUACUUCAUGAAACCCUGAAGUGAAUAUUUGCAUGAGCUGUGCGGCCGGUAGCCCCUCCAAGUCACUGCUACGUCCCAGCUUAGGAAGAGUGGCUGAAAAAGGCAGAAGACUUGAGUAGAAACCAAGUAGGAGUUAUCUUGAAAUCAGGACAACAGUAAGACUUAGAGUAGGCAAUUAGAGAGAUGAAACUGUGAUUUGUAUCAUAAGGAAAAGACAGAAGAAGAGAGGAGAGGAGGACUCAGUAGGAAAAACACACCUGUGCUUUUACAAAAGGGAGAUGAGACAUGGACUGAAGCAAUAACUCUGAAUUGCUGUUUUUGAUGUUUUACAAGGUUCUCUCCCAAAGCCUCUGGGUGUUUCUUUGUAUGUUGUUUUUUUUUUUAACUAUAGCCUGCUUAUCACUAUUUAAUGUAAUAGGAAAUGAGUCUAGUAAAAGGGACAGCAGCUUCCACUUGCAUGGAAGAAUAUUUUUCCACAGUGCUAUAGCUUUUUUUUUCCUUCUCUGAUAGUAGGUAUGCUCUUGAGGUACAGUGACUAACUUGUACAGUUGACAUAGUAAUGUAUUUUCAUGUCAGCAUUUUAACUUUUUUUUUUUUUUUUUCUUUUGCUUUUGUCAUUCAAGUGGAUAUCUCACCAGUGUCCUCUUGAUAAUGAAAUAUUUGUCCUCUGUUUUUUUCUACUCGCAUGGAAACGCAGAGGUUUGUUUUUACUUUGCCUAUUUGUUGUGUUGAUUUUUUUUUUCCAUUAAGUCAGAGUGGAGUGAGUCUUGCACUGAAAGCAUAUCCUACACACAGGUGGACAGCAGUAUUAUCAAAGAACAAAUUGGAGUCUUAGGUGUUUUGGUUAGCAUGCCUGCGCUUGAGAGCCAUCUAGUGGCUGACCAUGGAAAGGCCUGGCCUUGUAGUGAAGCUUUUUCAUGCUGUUGGUCAUCAUCACGGUGACUACUUAAUUUUGUCUGACUCCUCUGUACACUGUUUCUUUUUGUAUCUUUAUCUGUUAUAGCCCCGGGAUUAUACUUAUGACCCCUCACUCAGGAAAAACAUAUACAAGCCCAUUACUCAUAAAUUAAGAUCCUUUUCAAGUUAAUUAUAUCUAUUAUGUAUCUUUACUUCUUUCAUAUUCUUUUUUUUAGAUUUCCUAAUCAUUUGGCAUCAGAAGACUUGACUAGACUUCCAACAGGGACAUGAAGUCCAGCAUUUGAUUUUAAAACAUAGCCGUCCAUUGAAAUAAUCAUGUACUGUGCAAUGGCAUACAUGCUGUAACUUUUGACCUUUCCUUAAGUUCAGUUCCAGGCCGCAAGGAAAAGUGGCUGCGAUCUGAAAGAGUUUGAUGAAAUGCAAGUUUGUGCCCAUAGGAAAAAAUGGGACAAUAUUGAUGUUGCAUGACCCCAAACACUGUAGCUGUUGAACAUGAAUUAUUUUUUUAAGAAUGCCAUGUUAUCUGAAGAACAGUGUUGCAGCUCUUGGAGUUGAUUCAGUGUAUAACUGAGAAAUGCAAUAUGCAUGUUUGUCAUUUUCCCAAGUUUUGUUUUGAAACAAAAAUGUUAGUGUAGCUUUUUAUUUUAUUUUUCAUGUUCUUAUGCAUUUAAGUAGAUACACUAUGAUAGCCUGUUUGCCAAAUUUGAUACAAUAUAAUGUGAUGAACUGAACAUUUCAUGUGGAAUUGAACAUCUCUUUAUUUUUAAGGAAAAAAAAAGAUAAUUGGAAAUUCCAGGACCCUUGUGAAAGCAGUUGAAUGUAUAUCUUUGUACAAAACUAUUUUAGUUCCAAGGAUAAGGUAGUUACGAUAGAUGUGAAAGAUGAAUAACCUUUUUUAUAAAUCUUUUGUAUUAGAACAUUAACAAUGGUAAUUUUGUAUAUAUGAGAGGCUAGGCUUUCUGAUUAGCAGAAAGGUCAAACAUUCCUACAUUUUUUUUAAAUGUAUGUUUGUCAAAUUAUUACAUAAACAUGCGCAAUGUUAUGUGCCUUUUAUUUGGGUUGUCUAAAUAAAAGAAAACUAUCAAAUGUUUUUUUUUCUGUGUUUUUAAUGAUACAACUGAAAAUCACUUUUUUUUGUUUUUUAUUUGCACACAAAAUAUUUAACAAAAAAAAAAAAAAAACCUCCAGCAUCAUUAAAAAAAGUUAAAUCCGCUGUAGAGAAACCCAAGAAAUGUACAAGUCUUACAGGAUAACCUUUGUGGACAGUUUCCAUGUUUGAAGUUUUAUAAGAACUUCAACACAUAGCUGCGAUACCUUACAGUGCUUGAACAAUCUGUUCACAAAGCCAAACCCAAAAGAUGUUUCCACAGUCCUACAAAAUAAAAGCAUUGACGCAAGUUGAAGAGAAGCACAUCUUUAAAGCAAACUAAUGUGUGCUACGAUUCAGUCUUAACCUGUUUGAUACUUUGGGCUACUUAAACUCAUUAUACACGCCCCACAGCUACAUGUUUGAAAUGACACUACUGUUUUAUACAAGUUAUAGUGAACAGUACUAUAUAUUCAGGACUUUGGAUGACUGACGAUUUUAAUCUUUUGUUGAAUGAAGCCUCAGUGCAAGUGACUGCUUACAAUGGCGAGUAUGAGAAUUCAAAUUCAAAUUAAGCUGUGUGUCUGAAUUAACAUUUUCAAAUAAUUUUCUUACCUGUGCAGCUGGCCAACUUUGUUCACUGAACAG
Messenger RNA from Xyrichtys novacula (pearly razorfish), 19220 nucleotides. Lineage: Eukaryota; Metazoa; Chordata; Actinopteri; Labriformes; Labridae. The record is from the annotation of a GenBank genome assembly.